Messenger RNA from Fonsecaea multimorphosa CBS 102226, 945 nucleotides. RefSeq lists its product as uncharacterized. Gene Ontology annotation, cellular component: cytoplasm. The transcript has a single exon. NCBI's taxonomy places the organism in Eukaryota, Fungi, Ascomycota, Eurotiomycetes, Chaetothyriales, Herpotrichiellaceae. The record is from RefSeq and is a predicted model, not a curated record. Bases 1 to 945 code for a protein of 314 amino acids. Gene Ontology annotation, molecular function: phosphatase activity.
AUGCCUGCCCAACCUCAGAUUCACUUGGUCCGCCACGCCCAAGGCUUCCACAACCUAGGCUCCGAAUUUCAUUCUCUCCCUGACCCGCGUCUCACGCCUUUAGGAGAGUCGCAGUGCGCCACCCUCCGGGAACUGCACUUUCCGCCCGAGCGCCAGCAGUCACUUUCCCUGAUCACCGCCUCACCCCUGACGAGAACACUUCACACCGCUCUACUCUCGUUCUCGCCGGCCUUGAAGUCGGACGCCAAGUGCAAACCUACCAUCCUCGCAAUCCCCGAUGCGCAAGAAACAUCCGACUACCCCUGUGACACGGGCUCCGACAUCGACGUCCUACGGAGUUUCUGCGCCGAGCAGAACUGGCCUGUCGACCUUUCCCUGCUCACCCCGUCGUGGAAUGUCAAGACAUUAAACAACCGCUACUCUCCCGCAAGUCAGGCCAUCAAGACCCGUGCGCGUGAUUGCCGCCGUCUCCUCCGCCAAAAGGCCCGCGAACUGGCAGAGAGUGGAGACGAAGACGUUCAGAUUGUCCUCGUCACCCAUGGCGGAUAUCUUCACUAUCUCACAGACGACUGGGAAGACGCAGGCAAAUUGUUGGGCACUGGGUGGGAGAACACCGAACACCGCACGUACCAUUUCGAACACGCCUUCGACUCUGACUCGGACGGGGAAGCAUUCCUGAUGGAAACAAUGGAGAGCCGAAAACGGAGGGGCAUAGAACACCCCAUGCUGGACCACGGCAAGCAACAGGAGCUGUUUCAGAAAAUGAUGCAAGGGUGGGAGGACCAAGGGCUGCAGAACGCGAGCAAGCUUUCCCAUGCCAACGACGAUGAGAUCAUCGAGGAGCAGGAGAAGUCUGGCCAGGAUCCAGCGGACGCAGACAGGCAUGUCACCAUGGCCGCGGACGAGGUCCAGCCCCAGCCUGCCAGCGUGCAGGUGAUGGCUUAA